AAAAAAUUAAAAAAUUCAGACGGAAUCGAAUGGCUAAAGCGUGGCUGCAGCCAAUCAAAUGCAAUGCGCUGCAAAGCCCGAAGAGUAAUUUGCGUACAAACGAAAAGCUGAGCAACAACAACUGAAUAAUUUGAUGAAUAGAAGGAAAGAAAACUCAACCGUUACUUUCUUCUUCUUCUUCGAUAUUUCCCUACAUUGAUCCCUUAGAGGAAGAUUAUCCCGUUAAUUGAUUCGUCUUCCUUCCUUUCUAAUUUCGUAAUUAGUAAAAAUGGGGGAUACCAAAAGAAAAAGAGGCCGAAAACCCAAAAACCCUACCCCCUCCCAACCCUUACAAUCGCCUCCUUCCUCUCCUUUGGACGAUGUCUUCUCUCUCAGUAACAUCGAAAUCAUCCCUUCCACCUCCUCCGCCGUCGAAAUCACUACCACCGCUUCCCGUCCUCGUGGUCGCCCUAAGAAACUCCCCAAACUCCCCGAUAACCCCGACCCUCUUCCCCCUCCUCCAAUCCUAUCUCCUUGCCGCCAUGUUUCCAACGGCACCGCCAUUGGACUUGGAGGAGGAAGUGGAGGAGGGGAGUUGGCCGUGGAUCCUAUUGGUGCUCGAGUGGUGCCGGCAAUGGAUGCAGUGGUGAAGGUGUUUUGCGUUCACACGGAACCCAACUUCUCGUUGCCUUGGCAGAGAAAAAGACAGUAUAGUUCCAGCAGUAGUGGGUUCGUGAUCAGCGGGAGAAGGGUUUUAACAAAUGCUCAUUCAGUCGAACAUUACACUCAAGUUAAAGUUAAGAAACGUGGGUCUGAUACUAAGUACUUGGCUACUGUCCUUUCUAUUGGAACCGAAUGUGAUAUUGCAAUGCUUACAGUUAACAAUGAUGAGUUCUGGGAAGGUGUGUCACCAGUGGAAUUUGGAGAAUUACCUGCUCUUCAAGAUGCUGUAACUGUUGUUGGUUACCCCAUUGGGGGAGAUACGAUUUCUGUAACAAGCGGAGUUGUAUCACGUAUAGAAAUCUUGUCUUAUGUACACGGGUCAACAGAGCUCCUUGGCUUGCAGAUAGAUGCUGCUAUAAACUCUGGGAACUCUGGUGGGCCUGCCUUCAAUGAUAAAGGCAAUUGCGUGGGAAUCGCAUUUCAGUCUCUCAAACAUGAAGAUGCAGAAAAUAUAGGGUAUGUAAUACCAACACCAGUCAUCCAGCAUUUUAUCCAAGACUAUGAGAAGAAUGAAGCCUAUACUGGAUUCCCUAUUUUGGGGAUUGAGUGGCAAAAAAUGGAAAACCCUGAUUUGCGUAAAGCAAUGGGCAUGAAACCUGAACAGAAAGGUGUUCGAAUCAGAAGAGUUGAUCCCACUGCUCCAGAAUCUGGGGUUUUGAAGUCAUCAGAUAUUGUGCUCAGCUUUGAUGGGGUUGAUAUUGCCAAUGAUGGAACAGUUCCUUUUAGGCAUGGAGAACGCAUAGGUUUUAGUUACCUAGUGUCACAAAAAUAUGCUGGGGAUAGUUCAGCUAUUAAAGUUCUACGUAGUUCUGCGAUUCUCAAUUUCAACAUCAAACUUACAUCACAUAGAAGGCUUAUUCCAGCACACAAUAAGGGCAGGCCUCCUUCAUAUUAUAUAAUUGCAGGAUUUGUGUUUACAACUGUAUCUGUUCCAUAUUUACGUUCUGAGUAUGGGAAGGAUUAUGAAUAUGAAGCUCCAGUGAAGCUAUUGGACAAACUCUUGCAUUCAAUGCCGCAGUCACCCGAUGAACAGCUUGUUGUGGUGUCUCAGGUUCUUGUAUCUGAUAUCAAUAUUGGAUAUGAGGACAUUGUUAACACUCAGGUCCUUGCUCUUAAUGGUAAGCCAGUGAAGAAUUUAAGGAGAUUGGCUGAGAUGGUAGAGAACUGUGAUGAUGAGUUUCUGAAAUUUGACUUAGAAUAUGAACAGAUAGUAGUGCUUAGAACAAAGACAGCAAAAGCAGCUACUCCGGACAUUCUUGCAACCCACUGUAUACCAUCAGCAAUGUCUGUUGAUCUGAAGGCAUGAUAACCAGGGACUUACAUUUUGUAGACAGUUAAAUUAUAUUACAUAAUCAUUACUUUUCAAAAAAAUUUAAUAUAAAAA
This is a messenger RNA of Gossypium arboreum, 2086 nucleotides long. Its product is annotated as protease Do-like 9. NCBI's taxonomy places the organism in Eukaryota, Viridiplantae, Streptophyta, Magnoliopsida, Malvales, Malvaceae. Bases 269 to 2008 code for a protein of 579 amino acids. Gene Ontology annotation, molecular function: protein binding; serine-type endopeptidase activity; DNA binding. Gene Ontology annotation, biological process: proteolysis. The transcript is spliced from 9 exons. The record is from RefSeq and is a predicted model, not a curated record.